AUGGGCCGUUUCACCGAGUACUCCGUUGUGGGCCGCAAGCUCCCCACCGAGGCGGAGCCCGAGCCGAAGCUCUACCGCAUGCGCAUCUUCGCGCCCAACGACGUUGUCGCCAAGUCGCGCUUCUGGUACUACCUCCGCCAGCUCAAGAAGGUCAAGAAGGCCUCGGGUGAGAUCGUUGCCCUCAACAUCAUCCACGAGAAGAAGCCCCUCAAGGUGAAGAACUUCGCCAUCUGGCUCCGUUACGACUCGCGUUCGGGCACCCACAACAUGGUCAAGGAGUUCCGCGCCCUCUCGCGCGCCGAGGCCGUUGAGGCCAUGUACCAGGACAUGGCUGCCCGUCACCGUGCCCGCUUCAGGAGCGUCCAGAUCCUCCGCGUCGCCGAGAUCGAGAAGAAGGAGGACGUCCGCAGGCCCUACAUCAAGCAGCUCCUCGAGCCCGGACUCAAGUUCCCCCUUCCCCACCGCCGCACCAAGUCGAAGGCUUGGUUCGCCGCCAACCGCCCCUCCACCUGGGCCUAA
This is a messenger RNA of Apiotrichum porosum, 519 nucleotides long. It is a transcript of the gene RPL20, whose product is annotated as 60S ribosomal protein L20. Lineage: Eukaryota; Fungi; Basidiomycota; Tremellomycetes; Trichosporonales; Trichosporonaceae. The record is from RefSeq and is a predicted model, not a curated record. Gene Ontology annotation, cellular component: cytosolic large ribosomal subunit; ribosome. The transcript is spliced from 2 exons. Gene Ontology annotation, biological process: translation. The coding region runs from base 1 to 519 and encodes 172 amino acids. Gene Ontology annotation, molecular function: structural constituent of ribosome.